UCAGGCCAGAUGCUGCCCUGAGAGGGAACGGGGGAGAAGACCGAGACGCCCGGCAGGGCUGGGGGGCCAUGGGACAGGAGCGUGGGGCAGGGUCCCCGGUGUCGGCACCGGGAUAGCUGCAAGUCAGAGGGUGCAGGACCAGCUGAGAGGGGUGGGGGGGGAGGGGCCGAGCUGCCUGAGUGGGGGACAGCGGCGGGGGGGGAGAGGACUAGGACCCAGAGCACUCCCAGCCCCCCAGGCAGGGGGCGCCGGCUGCACCCAGGCCUUGACCCCAACCGACCCUGAGAGCCCACAUGGGCCGCUGAGUCUAAUUUGAGCUCCAGCCGCAGGGCCCACAGCCUGGGAGUGCCCGCCAGUGGGCACAGGGGCAGCCAGGGCUACUCAGGGGCUGCUCAGGCAAGGGGAGGAUUGGGGAGGCCAGCCCCCCUUCUGUCCAGCCACACACCCUGGCCAAGCCACCUCCUGUGAGAGCCCUGACGGGUCCCCCAUGGCCUGGCAGACUGCCUGCCUCCCUGCUGAGGCCAAGGUCAGGGGGUGCAGCCAAGAGGGCAGAAGGACGUGGCCUUGCAGUGUGGUCAGGGGAUUGCAUCAGCCUGAGCAGUGCCCAGGGGCAGGGGGCCCUGCUGGCAAGGUGGGGGUGGGGGUGUCAAAGCCUGGCUUGAUUGUCCAAAGGCCAAGGAAGUAGAUUCCUGACUGCAAGAAGGCAAGGCCACGAAGCCGGGUCCUACCUGGCCUCCUGGUGCCUGGCUGGUGACUUGCGGUGUGACCUCACACAGGCAGCCUGUUCUCAAUGGGCCUCAGUCUUCCCAUCUGUACGAUGAAGGCGCUGAACUAGAAGGCAGAUCCCAGCUCCAGCGACUCGCCCUCAAGCCCCUGCUCCUCCUGCUUCCCCCAGCCCUGGCUGCGGGUGGCCACAUGCAGUCGUGGAGAAGAAAGUCCCUCUGGCUGGCACUGUCGGCCUCUUGGCUCCUCGUCCUUCUGAGAGUCUUCCCCCUUCUCCGCCUGGCAGUGCCUGCCAGACCUUGGGUAGGGGCCCCCCAAGGCUGGCCCCGCUGGCUGGAUGCAGAGCUCCUGCAGAGUUUCUCCCAGCCUGGGGAGCUCCCAGAAGAUGACCCUCAACCUCCUCAAGCCCCCCGUGGUGGCAGCUGCGACUGGGGAGCUUGCUUUGAUGUCUCCAAGUGCAGGGGUGGUGGUCUCAAGGUGUUCGUGUACCCGGUGGCUGGCCCGAUCUCUGACACUCACCGUGGGAUCCUGGCUUCCAUUGAGAGCUCUCGAUCCCGCUCCGUCAGCCCUGAUGAGGCCUGCCUCCUCCUCCUCCUCAGCCUGGAAGCCCCCACCGGAGAGUGCAGCCCAGUGCCCCAGCAAUGGAAUGGGGGCAGGAACCAUCUGGUCCUCAGUCUCCACUCAGCCUUCUGCCCCCAGACCUUUCAUCUGGGACAGGCGAUGGUGGCCAAGGCCAGCCCCACGGUGGACACCUUCCGGCCUGGCUUUGACGUGGCCCUCCCGCUUCUCCCUGAAGCCCACCCAUUGCGAGGUGGGGCCCCUGGCCGGCUGGGACAGCACAGCCCCCACCCUGGGGUGCCCCUGCUAGCCCUGGCGGAGGAGAGGGGCGGGUGGCGCACAGCAGUCCCUGACUCCUCUGCCUGCCCCUGGGAUGGGCGCUGUGAGCAGGACCGUGGACCUGAGCAGACCCACCCUGGGGCAACGCUACCCAAUGCCACCUUCUGCCUCAUCCCUGGCCACCGUCCUGAUGCUUUGCACUUCCUCCAAGCCCUGCAGGCUGGCUGCAUCCCAGUGCUUCUCAGCCCUCGGUGGGAGCUGCCCUUCUCCGAGGUCAUCGAUUGGACCAAGGCGGCCAUCGUAGCUGACGAGAGGCUCCCAUUUCAGGUCCUUGCUGCCCUCCAGGAGAUGCCCCCCACACGGGUCCUUGCCCUGCGUCAGCAGACCCAGUUUCUAUGGGAUGCCUACUUCUCCUCAGUGGAGAAAGUCAUCCAUACCACUCUGGAGAUUAUUCAGGACCGGAUCUUUGGAGCAUCUGCUCACCCCUCGCUACUGUGGAACAGCCCCCCAGGCGCCCUCCUGGCCCUGCCCACUUUUUCCACAAGCCCCUUGGACUUCCCCUUCUACCACCUACAACGGGGCUCUCGGCCUGUGGGCAGGUUCAGCGCCCUGAUCUGGGUGGGGGCCCCAGGCCAGCCCCCGCUGAAGCUCAUCCAGGCGGUGGCAGGCUCCCAGCACUGUGCCCAGAUCUUGGUUCUCUGGAGCAGUGAGAAGCCACCCCCACCCAGGUGGCCCAAGACGACAGUGCCCUUGACAGUCCUGGAGGGGCAGAGGAAGGUCAGUGACCGCUUCUUCCCGCACAGAGCCAUCAGCACUGAUGCCGUCCUCAGCCUUGACGCCCAGAGCAGUCUUACCACAAGUGAGGUGGACUUCGCUUUUGUGGUGUGGCAGAACUUCCCUGAGCGGAUGGUGGGCUUCCUGACAUGGAGCCACUUCUGGGACGAGGCCCGGGGUGGCUGGGGCUACACUGCCGAGAGGGCCAACGAGUUCUCCGUGGUUCUCACAUCAGCUGCCUUGUACCACAGGUAUUACCACACCCUCUUCACCCACUCCCUGCCCAAGGCUCUGAGAGCCCUGGCAGAUGAAGCACCCACCUGUGUGGACAUCCUCAUGAACUCCCUAGUAGCAGCAGUCACCAAGCUGCCCCCUCUCAAGGUGCCCUACGGGAAGCAGCAUCUGGAGGCCAGACCUCCACUGGCGCCUGGGGGCCCCGAGUCGCAGCUGCCAGCCCAGGACUGCAUCAAUCGGAUGGCGGCGGAGUUCGGCUACAUGCCCCUGGUUUCCUCUCGCCUCCGUCUGGACCCAGUACUCUUCAAGGACCCCGUGUCCGUGCUGCGCAAGAAGUAUCGCAGCCUGGAGAAGCCCUAGGAAGGACCAACAGAGCCCCAGCCCUGCUCCCAGGGGGCACUGCACCUGCGGGGGAGGGGGGGGGUCAUCCCCCUCCCUUGGGACAUCUGGAGAGCCGAUCAAGGCUGACAGCCAACACGUCAGAUCCCUAUUAGCCAACCAGCCCAACGCCCCGAACUGCGGGGCCUCGCCCCACCCUCCAGUCCCACGGCUAGUGGCGGGUCACAGGUGCCAGGCGCUUGCUCUGCGACUGUGCCCUCACCCAUCGCUGAUACUUUGCCUGGAAUGCCUUUCUCGGCUUCUCUGCGGGAGCUGAGUUCUACCUGUCUUUCAGAUCUCCGCCUCCUCCACGGACUUGCCUGACCCCCAUCCCCGACCCAGGUCCUCUGCGCUUUCACAUCUGGGUGUUUCCCACACUGUUCAUGCUGCUUUGCGAGGUACAGGACCAGCCAGGAAGCCCCGGGAGGGCAGGGCCAUGUCCUCUUCUCUCUGGCCUGGCAGGUGCUUCACAAGUAUUUGACGGAUAGAAGACAUCAACUGCGUGCCUGGCCCUGCGCGGUAGUCGGGAUUGUGGACAGUGUGCCAAGUGAGACAAAACUCCGUCCCCCACCCCCGGUUCCUAGUCCGGCGGUAAAGCAGCUACCCGCAGACGCCUGGGUUGCCAGGCGCGAUCUUCGCACAAAGAGAGGCUGAGAAGCCAGUUUCGGGGCUUCCUGCCCGAUCUGGCAGAGCAGGGGCCGGGGGAGAAAGAGGAUGAGAACGCCAGGGGUCCGUGCCGGCCCAGCUCAGCGCUCUGCAUUACCAGCCACGACCACUAGAGGUCAGCGCCGCACCGCGCUCCCUCUUCCCGGAAAGGGAAUGGCGUUGUAAGCGACCCCUUCGGUCCCGGGUAAGGGGAUGUGGAGUGCUGGUGGGCUGCAGCCCGAGGUCUAAAAACGGGGGGGAAGAAUUUGAAAGAACAGCCCCACUCCUUUGGCCCACAUACUCAGGACUAAGAAGCCAUUUCUAGAUGGCUGGGUGGGAGAUGGGGCUGUCGGGGGCACCCUGGCCAUGGCAGUGGAGUGGGGGAAGGGCUGCUGGGUUCUCCAGGGUUCAUCCACCUGUAACUGGAAUUAUCACUUCCGAAAUAAAGUGCGUGUCCUUGCCCCCUCA
Molecule: messenger RNA, 4059 nt
Organism: Leptonychotes weddellii (Weddell seal)
Lineage: Eukaryota; Metazoa; Chordata; Mammalia; Carnivora; Phocidae
Gene: EXTL1
Product: exostosin like glycosyltransferase 1
Cellular component (GO): membrane
Molecular function (GO): glycosyltransferase activity
Source: RefSeq, a predicted model, not a curated record